Messenger RNA from Chrysemys picta bellii (western painted turtle), 3378 nucleotides. It is a transcript of the gene PDE6C, whose product is annotated as phosphodiesterase 6C. The record is from RefSeq and is a predicted model, not a curated record. Lineage: Eukaryota; Metazoa; Chordata; Testudines; Emydidae. Gene Ontology annotation, biological process: visual perception; signal transduction. Gene Ontology annotation, molecular function: protein binding; 3',5'-cyclic-nucleotide phosphodiesterase activity.
AUGGGUGGGAUAAAUAAAGACGAUGUUGAGAAAUACUUAGAGAACAACCCCCAGUUUGCCAAGGAGUAUUUCGACCGAAAGCUGAGGGCAGAAGCGCUGGGAACCAUCUUCAAAGUCAGCCCUGGGGAAGUGAAGGAUGGAGUUUCCUUCAAGGAGAUGUCCCGGCUGGAGGAGUCUCAUGUGCUCUUUGAGUUGCUGACAGAAAUCCAGGAGGAAGAAAGCAGCAUGGAGAAGAUAGUGCACAAGGCCCUGCAGAGGCUGGCACAGCUCGUGGCAGCUGACCGGUGUAGCAUGUUCAUCUGCCGUGCCCGCAAUGGCAUCCCUGAGGUUGCCACCAGGCUUCUCAAUAUCACCACCACCUCCAAGUUUGAGGAGAACCUCGUAGCCCCAGACAGUGAGAUUGUUUUUCCUCUGGACAUUGGGAUAGUGGGAUGGGUUGCUCAUACCAAGAAGUUUUUUAAUGUACCUGACGUGAAAAAGAAUAACCAUUUUUCUGACUUUGUGGACAAGCAAACUGGUUACACAACUAACUGCAUGCUGGCAACCCCUAUUAUGCAGGGCAAGGAGGUGCUUGCUGUUGUGAUGGCACUUAAUAAAAUAAAUGCCCCCGAAUUCUCUAAAGAGGAUGAAGAGGUCUUUAAGAAAUACCUCAAUUUUGUUUCUGUUGCCAUAAAACAAUACCAUAUCACAUAUCUCUACAAUAUUGAAACCCGAAGAAGUCAGAUGCUUUUAUGGUCUGCCAACAAAGUAUUUGAAGAACUGACAGAUAUUGAGCGACAGUUUCACAAAGCACUGUACACUAUUCGAAUUUAUUUGAACUGUGAAAGAUACUCUGUUGGUCUGCUGGAUAUGACCAAAGAGAAGGAGUUCUAUGAUGAAUGGCCAAUCAAGCUGGGAGAAGCAGAGCCUUAUAAAGGACCAAAAACACCCGAUGGCAGAGAAGUCAUCUUUUAUAAGAUUAUUGAUUAUAUUUUACAUGGAAAAGAAGAAAUCAAAGUCAUUCCGUCACCUCCUGCAGAUCACUGGUGUCUUGUAAGCGGGUUGCCAACAUAUGUUGCUGAAAAUGGAUUUAUUUGUAACAUGAUGAAUGCACCAGCAGAUGAAUAUUUUUCAUUUCAGAAAGGGCCUGUGGAUGAGACAGGCUGGGUUAUCAAAAAUGUCCUGUCUUUGCCUAUUGUCAACAAAAAAGAAGAAAUUGUAGGAGUAGCUACAUUUUACAACAGAAAAGAUGGAAAACCCUUUGAUGAAUUUGAUGAACAGAUCACUGAAAGUCUUACACAAUUCCUUGGAUGGUCUGUUUUAAAUACUGACACCUAUGACAAAAUGAAUAAGCUUGAAAACAGGAAAGACCUUGCUCAGGAAAUGCUCAUGUACCAGACAAAGGCCACCCCUGAAGAAAUUCAGUCCAUAUUGAAAUACAAAGAGAAAUUGAAUGUAACCAGUACUGAAGACUGUGAUGAGAAAGCCCUCCUCAAGAUUUUGAGAGAGGAAUUACCUGAUCCAAAGGAAGUGGAACUUUAUGAAUUCCGCUUCAGUGACUUUCCCGUUACAGAGCAUGGCUUGAUUAAGUGCGGAAUACGAUUAUUCUUUGAGAUAAAUGUGGUUGAAAAGUUCAAAGUCCCCGCAGAGGUACUUACAAGAUGGAUGUACACAGUCAGAAAGGGUUAUCGGGAUAUAACUUACCAUAACUGGCGGCAUGGAUUCAACGUGGGACAGACAAUGUUCACCUUACUAAUGACAGGUAGACUAAAGAAAUACUAUACCGAUCUAGAAGCCUUCGCCAUGGUUGCAGCUGCUUUCUGCCAUGACAUUGAUCACAGAGGGACCAAUAAUUUGUAUCAAAUGAAAUCAGCUUCUCCAUUAGCAAAACUUCAUGGAUCUUCCAUUUUAGAAAGACAUCAUCUAGAGUACAGUAAAACUCUGCUACAAGACGAGAGUUUAAACAUCUUCCAGAACCUAAAUAAGCGCCAGUUUGAAACCGUUUUACAUUUAUUUGAAGUUGCAAUAAUAGCAACUGACUUGGCUUUGUAUUUCAAGAAAAGGACUAUGUUUCAAAAGAUUGUGGAUGCAGUUGAAAAAAUGCAAACAGAAGAGGAGGCAAUUAAAUAUAUAUCUAUCGACCCAACCAAAAAAGAAGUUAUCAUGGCUAUGAUGAUGACUGGUUGUGACUUGUCAGCUAUAACCAAGCCGUGGGAGGUGCAAAGUCAGGUUGCCCUUAUGGUUGCAAAUGAAUUUUGGGAACAAGGUGAUCUGGAGCGAACUGUGUUGGAGCAACAGCCAAUUCCUAUGAUGGACAGAAACAAAGCAGAUGAAUUGCCUAAGCUUCAAGUUGGUUUCAUUGAUUUUGUGUGUACAUUUGUAUACAAGGAAUUCUCAAGGUUUCACAAGGAAAUUACACCAAUGUUGGACGGUCUUCAAAACAACAGGGUGGAAUGGAAAACACGGGCUGAUGAAUAUGAAGAAAAGAUGAAAAUUAUUGAGGAAGAAAAGAAAAAGUUGGAAGAAGCAGCAGCCAAAAAAGCUGAACAAGACGCAGCGAAAGGUGGAGGAGGUGGCGGAGAUGAUGAUGGCAAAUCCAAAACAUGUAUAAUUUUGUAAUGCAUUUCAAUGGCACUAAAAAGAAUCUCAAAGUCUAUGUUUCUGCUACAGGAAAAAUAAAACAAAACAUCUAGAAAGAACUUCAAAAAGCCUCAGUGGAUUUCUGCAAAGCAUAGGGUAGCAUAGGCCAAAUAAUCCUCAAACAACUGCCAUCUAUUCAGUGUCAUUACUAAUGGCAUAAAAGAGGCAGAAUCCAUUGAAAACUAGAAAACAUGAAUUAUGGGGCAAAAUGAGUUGAUUAUGAGUUCAAUUCUUGGUAUUGUUUCUUGUCACUCAAUUUAUAUACUGUAUUUUUAUUAAAAUGUAUACAUGCUGCAGACCGUCCAGAAAACUAUAAAUGAUUUUUAAUGAUAGAUUAACAACCAGUAAUUUUGUAUGACAAGAUCUAAAUUGAACAUACCAGAAAUCAAAAAUUGCAGACAAUUUCAUAACUCAUAGCAUAACAUUUUUAUAUUAUGUUUAUUUCUUUCAUCUGGACUGAACUACAUCCCAUUCCUGCAUCCUCAAUUCUAGAUACAAUCCUGGAGUUGUCCCUUCCACCAGUUCAGAAGACCUAACCACUAGCAUCAGUCCUGUGCCUACAAAAUCAGGCCCAUGGCCCCCUGAAGCUACCACUGCCAAUCUGUAAUUGCAGCAGUGGCUUUGGAGAAACCGUUCCCUUCUCCAUAAGUACACAAUUCUGCCCACCAUUUAUCUGCCAAUGGCUCAUGAAUCUGACAUCCUAUAUAAACAAAAAUGGUUUCUUUACAUAAAACCGAAAUGCAGCCAUAAGAAUUGUAA